Sinocyclocheilus anshuiensis is the source of this 1735-nucleotide messenger RNA. RefSeq names its product tetraspanin-18-like. Gene Ontology annotation, cellular component: plasma membrane. The transcript has 9 exons. Bases 362 to 1123 code for a protein of 253 amino acids. Lineage: Eukaryota; Metazoa; Chordata; Actinopteri; Cypriniformes; Cyprinidae. The record is from RefSeq and is a predicted model, not a curated record.
CCGUGAUUUUGUCUGAUUUACAGGACAAUUCGUCACCAUUAUGUGGAAUAUGAAGAAUUAAUGACAGGAGGCGUGAAGGUCUAGUAGCCGCCCAGAAUCGCACAGCGAGCAGCACAGCGAAGUGUUGAGUGGAGUCAGUGCCGCCGAGAGGAAUGAAUAAACGAGGCGAAAGAUUCACACAGCAGUUGAAGGAAUCCUAAGGACGUUUUCAUCCUCUUGGAUAACGGGGUUUUCGUUAAGUUCGCCUGUACUUAAACGCGAGGAUAUCACAAAGCACGUCUCAGAGAAGAAGUGUGAAGCAGAUUUCUGAAAAGCAUCACGCUUACCAUCAGCUGGAAGGGAGAGACAUUUACAGGUACAUAUGGGGCAAGGAGAAGCUUCAGCAAGAGGCACAAGUAUGGAGGGGGACUGUCUUAGUUGCAUCAAGUACCUCAUGUUCAUCUUCAACUUCUUUAUUUUUCUUGGAGGUGCAUUCCUUCUAGGGGUGGGAAUCUGGGUGCUGGUGGAUCCGACAGGUUUCCGGGAGAUUGUGGCAGCCAACCCUCUCCUGUUUACUGGAGUCUAUGCAAUUUUGAUCAUGGGCGGGAUGCUGUUCCUACUGGGAUUUCUGGGUUGCUGCGGAGCCAUACGAGAAAAUAAAUGUCUUCUACUGUUUUUCUUCAUGCUCAUACUCAUCAUAUUCCUGGCAGAGUUGGCGGUGGCCAUUCUGGCAUUCAUUUUCCGGGAGCAUCUCACCAGAGAUUACUUCACCAAGGAGCUGAAAACACAUUACCAAGGCACCAAUAGCACUGAUGUCUUCACCUCCACAUGGAACGCCAUUAUGACUACAUUUGAUUGCUGUGGGGUGAACAGUGCUGAAGACUUUGAUGAUCAGAGCCUCUUCAGACGACUGAACCCCAGCAGACUAGUGCCAGAGGUCUGUUGCCAGAGGAACCAUCUGAUGAUGAGUAAGGAGGAGUGUCUCAAGGGAAUUAUGCCAAUCCGUAACAAGGGCUGUUAUUCAGCAGUGGUGGACUAUUUUGAGACAUACAUCUAUAUGGCUGGAGCCCUUGCUAUUGUGGUGCUGACUAUUGAACUUUUUGCCAUGGUGUUUGCUAUGUGUUUGUUUAGGGGAAUCCAGUGAUCUUAACAUGCUGUAAAUUAAGGACAUUUUGAGGAGGAGGAACAUGGCAUGGCAUGGAAGACAUUUUUAAAUAAGAAAAAGAAGAAAACACUUAUAUAUUUGCCAUCUCUAUGUUGUUGUGUUGGAAUAUCUGAGAAUUGCCAAAAAAUGUAUCGUACUUCACAGCUGGGACUUUGAGGUACUUGUGAAAUCAUUCGUAAAUUAAGGGUGGCAUCUAUGGCAGUCCUUUAAGGUUAAUGGAGGACACCUUGCACUGAUAUUUGGUUGAAUAUUUAUAGAUGACAAAAAGACUGAUUUGUACCAAGAUGUUUUACCUCUUAUCUACAGUAGAUUGUUCACCACUGCUCCAGAGCCAUGCUUAAAAAAACUACACUGUGUGAAUGGGAGUGUGUGUCUGUGAAACAGAGAAGAUUGGUUUGUGUGUGUGCUUGUUUCUGUAUAAAAUCCAAGAGGCCAGCAGCUUCUAUAAAGUAAUGUUUUGUGAGUUGCAACCAUGAAUAUUUUAUGUGAUUUUAGCAAAACUGUGCUGUAUUUGUGUUGUAUCUAUUGUACACAUGACAUUGAAUGAUAUAAAAAAAAUAAACAUCUGCAGUGCUUAUUUGCAUUGUGUUU